GCUUCCCAAGAAAUACAAAGCCCCGCUUCGCCCUCACACCGUGCCCCUCGCAUAUGCAGUCUGAUCCAGAGCAUCUGUCGAGCUUUGAGCUCAGGUCCAGGCUGUUCGAGUCGCUCCGGAAGACCGGCGUUGCGGAUAAGCUCAAGUCGCAGCUGCGAUCCAGGAUCGUCUCGGAGCUGAAGCUGCGGAUUCCCUCGACAGCGCGGGCCCAGCACUGUUGCGACCCUGGCUCGCCAAAGUCAACCAUCCUCAAUAGGGCGAUCGACAGUCUGAUCCUCGAGUAUCUCCGAUACCGCGAUUUUGACUACACUCUUUCUGUGUUUCUGCCGGAAUGCGGCCUCGAUCAAGCCGGCCAGGCAUUCUCGAAGGACGAUAUCAUCCGGGUUCUGAACAUUGACCAUCCGACUGCACUAUUCCGAAAUCUGAGACCCCUGAUCGAAACCGAGGACGCAGGGCUGCUUCCGAGGCUCCUACACGGGCUCUCGAGAGCCGGAGACAUUGUCUUUGUCGAAAAGGAAAUGCAGACCGACUUUGAGUUCCAAGAUAUAUUGGGUGAGUCGCUGCGCCGAAAGGGCACGGGGCCGCGGUGAGGCUGUAGCAAAUCAUGGCGGUUAUGCCAUGAUCUAUCGGAAUGUGCCCAGGGUGCACCAAUAUGCUCGCAAAGUCAUAUUGCAGUCAAGCGCAUCGUUUCAUGGCAGCGUCGAACACAAAGCCACUGCCUCUUCCUGAUCACUCAUCCCCGCCGCAUCCCUU
Messenger RNA from Polychytrium aggregatum, 753 nucleotides. RefSeq lists its product as uncharacterized. The transcript has 5 exons. Lineage: Eukaryota; Fungi; Chytridiomycota; Chytridiomycetes; Polychytriales. The record is from RefSeq and is a predicted model, not a curated record. Gene Ontology annotation, cellular component: centrosome; ciliary basal body. Bases 54 to 590 code for a protein of 178 amino acids. Gene Ontology annotation, biological process: epithelial cilium movement involved in determination of left/right asymmetry. Gene Ontology annotation, molecular function: protein binding.